This is a messenger RNA of Raphanus sativus (radish), 1450 nucleotides long. Its product is annotated as thiol protease aleurain. The coding region runs from base 143 to 1219 and encodes 358 amino acids. The record is from RefSeq and is a predicted model, not a curated record. The transcript has 8 exons. Gene Ontology annotation, cellular component: lysosome. Gene Ontology annotation, molecular function: cysteine-type endopeptidase activity. Lineage: Eukaryota; Viridiplantae; Streptophyta; Magnoliopsida; Brassicales; Brassicaceae. Gene Ontology annotation, biological process: immune response.
CCAUUCACAGACAACCACCUGUCCCAAUCACGUUUCCGUCUGUAGUCUCUCUCAUCCGUCUUCAAGUCAACUCACAUUGCUCGAGCUAAACACUUAAAGCAGCAGCCGAAGCGCUGGGUUGAGAGAGAGACAAAAGUAAGCUAUGUCUGUGAAAGCAAUCGUAUCAUCGGUGGUUCUGCUGAUCCUCAUCGCCGCAUCGGCGGAGGCUUAUACAGGAUUUGACGAGUCAAACCCGAUCCGUAUGGUCUCCGACGGUCUCCGAGAGGUAGAGGAAUCCAUUGUCCAGAUCUUAGGACAAUCUCGUCACGUUCUCUCCUUCGCUCGCUUCACUCACCGGUAUGGGAAAAGGUAUGAGAACGCGGAGGAGAUAAAUCUCAGAUUUUCGAUUUUCAAGGAGAGUCUUGACUUGAUCAGAUCCACCAACAAGAAAGGCUUGUCUUACAAACUCGGUCUCAAUCAGUUUGCUGAUAUGACCUGGGAAGAGUUUCAAAAGAGCAAGCUUGGUGCUGCUCAAAACUGCUCCGCCACUUUAAAAGGUAGCCACAAACUCACUGAAGAAGCUAUUCCCGAAACCAAAGAUUGGAGAGAAGAUGGUAUUGUUAGUCCAGUCAAAGAACAGGGGAAAUGUGGAUCUUGCUGGACUUUCAGCACGACCGGAGCUCUUGAGGCGGCUUAUCAUCAAGCAUUUGGGAAAGCAAUAUCUCUCUCUGAGCAACAGCUUGUGGACUGUGCUGGAGCUUUCAACAACUUUGGCUGCAAUGGUGGCCUUCCUUCCCAAGCCUUUGAAUACAUCAAAUCCAACGGUGGCCUUGACACAGAGGAAGCUUAUCCUUACACCGCUAAAAACGGAACUUGCAAAUAUUCAGCUGAAAACGUCGGUGUACAAGUCCUUGAUUCUGUCAACAUUACUAUGGGUGCUGAAGAUGAACUGAAGCAUGCGGUUGGAUUGGUGCGACCAGUAAGCAUAGCAUUCCAGGUUAUACACUCGUUCCGGCUUUACGAGGGGGGAGUUUAUUCUGAUAGUAACUGUAAAAACACACCAACGGAUGUGAACCACGCGGUUUUGGCGGUUGGUUAUGGAAUUGAAAAAGGUGUUCCAUAUUGGCUUAUAAAGAACUCAUGGGGAGCGAGUUGGGGUAACAAAGGUUACUUCAAGAUGGAGAUGGGGAAGAACAUGUGUGGUAUUGCGACAUGUGCAUCUUACCCGAUUGUGGCCUAAAGAUGAUUAGCAAUUGUGGUCGCUCAAUGAGUAGACUACAAUAAUGUUGGCAGAUUUAUUGGAUUGAGACAUUACUUGAAAGUUGGGACCUGAGUGUGUUUAUCAUGCUUGUUGUAUGUAACAUAAAGUUUGUUCAUAUGUACAAUAUAUAAUGGAACAAACUACAGACGACAAAUCAGUAAUAUAUCCAUGUUAAACUUACGGACAUAAACGGAUAUGUACCUUUUAAUA